AUGCCGCACCUUUGCCUACAGCGACUUGGCAUGGCAUACCUACAAGGCCAGCUCGGAUUAGCGCGUGACUCUGCAAGAGGCGUCCAGCUGUUGAGGACUUCUGCUCAGAUCGCAGAUCAGCUUGCCGACCCAGACACGGCCACGCCGCUGUGGGUAUGGGGCAUGCUCAUCAAUCACGAGUUCGACCUUGGCCCCUCAGUUCCUCUGCCUUUCUCUGUCUUGCCCCGACUCGAUCCUGUUGAUGCUGGGCGAUGGAUCAAGAAGUCUGCAUACCUUCACGAAACAAAGGCGCAAUGCCGUAUGGGUACUGCAUACGAAUAUGCUCAGCUCGGCCUGCCAUACGAUCCUCUUAUGAGUGUGCAAUACUACUCGCUUGCAAGUCAAGGCGGUAGCGAGGAAGCCGAUAUGGCUCUCAGCAAAUGGUUUCUGUGUGGCGCAGAAGGCGUCUUCUCGCCAGAUGAAGAGCUUGCGUACACGUUUGCCGAGAAAGCGGCAGACAAAGGCCUGCCGAGUGCAAUCUUUGCGCUCGCUUACUACAACGAAGUUGGACUCCAAGGAGAGCCUCAACUGGAAGUCGCCAAGCGUUUCUACGAAAAGGCAAGU
This is a messenger RNA of Mixia osmundae IAM 14324, 603 nucleotides long. RefSeq lists its product as uncharacterized. Gene Ontology annotation, molecular function: protein binding. The record is from RefSeq and is a predicted model, not a curated record. The annotation marks the transcript as partial. The transcript is spliced from 2 exons. Lineage: Eukaryota; Fungi; Basidiomycota; Mixiomycetes; Mixiales; Mixiaceae.